Suillus subalutaceus is the source of this 1154-nucleotide messenger RNA. RefSeq lists its product as uncharacterized. The coding region runs from base 351 to 1154 and encodes 267 amino acids. Lineage: Eukaryota; Fungi; Basidiomycota; Agaricomycetes; Boletales; Suillaceae. The record is from RefSeq and is a predicted model, not a curated record. The transcript is spliced from 6 exons. Gene Ontology annotation, biological process: mycotoxin biosynthetic process.
AAUCACCAGGCCCGGGUGCUGCUGAGUGUCGGCAUAGAUAUGUCAUCGAGACCACAGGAAAUCAUUUUGCCCUAGAAGUCUCAAAAGUGCUGCUGCCCAUUACCUGCCUGGGAGUAGCCGGGAACGGAAUCAGAGGAAACGAAUAAUGAGUCGCCAUGUCAUUGUGGAAGGUGGCUUCGAGAGGAGAAAGGGUCUGGGAGAUUCGAUAACGUACUCCUUUUUCUCACUUACUGCGACGAUCCAAAGAGGUUGUACCAAGUCCUCGGUGCCAACUCAAGCCUUAUCAGAUUUCCCGAACAGCUUCUGGGAUAGAUAAAAGCUUCACAGAUUCAGAUUUUCUUUCGCAACUCAUGCGAAAGGAAUACUAUUCUCAGUAUUCUCCUGUCGAUGUGGUCGACGAUGAUGACACCAAGCUCCUUGAUAGUGGUAUAGCGGCAACUAGUCCUCCACCAAGAUCACGCUUUCCUCAUUUAUGGCCAUGGUUGAGCCAUGGUGUACUGAUUUCCAUAACUUUGGUGUUCUUCACACUAUGGGCACAGGCGCCUUCGAUAGAUGACGUAGUUCUGUUCUCUCCAGCAAACGAGGCAGUUGAAUCCAUCGGCAUCGUAAAAUUCAACGGAAGUUUUGGUGCUACUUCCAUAUACCGCGGCAGUCCAUCCCCAGAGCUUGACGCCGCUUGGGAUAGCAUAUCUUUUAAUGCGCGCCCAAUUCGGAUGACGCUUGAGCAACUGCUCAGGACGGGGGAAAAACCUUCUCCUUCCAUGGCUAGGUAUCCGGACGAAUACGGUGGAGGUUACAUGGCAACUGUAGAAGCCAUUCACCAGCUCCAUUGCUUAGACAUGCUUCGCAGAGUCAGCUGGGGUGACCAUUACUAUCAUAAUGGGAACAUGCACGAAUCCCCUGAAGAAUUUCGUACCCAUAUCGACCACUGCAUUGAGAUGCUCAGGCAGUUGACUAUGUGUGCUGGUGAUACGACCAUGAUAACUCACGAUUGGGUAGAGGGAAGGACAACUCCAUUCGCUGAUUUCAACGUUCAUCACCAAUGUAGAAACUUUGAAAAGGUCUUAAAUUGGGUCGAUGAGCAUCGUGUUUUUGUCCCUAAAUCCGAGAUGGUCCGCUUGGACGAUAACGUGGACCUGCCUUCCCCUCCUUGA